Messenger RNA from Fopius arisanus, 1334 nucleotides. RefSeq names its product antitrypsin. The coding region runs from base 30 to 1190 and encodes 386 amino acids. Gene Ontology annotation, molecular function: serine-type endopeptidase inhibitor activity. The record is from RefSeq and is a predicted model, not a curated record. Lineage: Eukaryota; Metazoa; Arthropoda; Insecta; Hymenoptera; Braconidae. The transcript has 6 exons.
AUGCCAUCAUUCUACGCAACUGAAAAGUAAUGAUGGCGACUUUAGACACUGUACACAUCGUCGCCGAAAAUAUUGAAAAAUUCUCAUCACUUUUUUAUAAGAUAUUGGCAGAGAGCAAAGACGAAAAUCUAAUAUGUUCACCGCUAAGUGUUUCUGUACUUCUGUCAAUGUUAACUUAUGGAGCACGUGGAGCUACAGGAGAACUAUUGAAAGCAGUACUGCAUUUCACUGAUGAUGAUACGACCAAUAAAAAUAGUUAUCAAACACUCAUUGAUUUCUUCAACGCAAUCGAAACCGUUCAACUCAAACUUGCUAAUCGUAUAUACGUGGGGAACGAUGUAAUCAUUGAACACGAUUAUCAACAACUCACAGAGACUUACUUCCGGUCUACCAUUGGCAAUGUUAAUUUUCAUAAUAAGGAAGAGGCUUGCGCGAUAAUCAACUGUUGGUGUGAAGAAAAAACGAAUAAUCGUAUAAAAAAUGCCAUAAGACCAGAAAAUAUUGCACAUGACAUGAAAAUGGUUAUGGUCAAUGCAAUUUACUUCAAAGGGAAUUGGAAGAAUAAAUUCAAUGCCCUGAACACCACCCCAAAAGCAUUCCACAUUGACAGCACGCAUUCCAAGCGAGUACCGAUGAUGAGAAAAACAGGAAGAUAUAAGUUCAGUAUAAUUUCAGAAAUAAAUGCUAGAUGUAUCGAACUCCCCUACGAGAGUAACAGCGAAAAAAAUGCCAUGAGCAUGUAUGUAUUUCUUCCUGACAAAGCGGAUGGUCUGAAAAUAUUGGAAAAUAAAUUUGAUGAAAUGAACAUCGUGAGAUUGCAUGAUCAAAGGGGUUUCCACACUGAUGUGAAUUUGGAAUUACCUAAAUUUACAAUUCACAGCACUAUGAGUUUGGGUGCAACUCUUGGGGCAAUGGGAUUAUCAGAUAUCUUCAUAAAUGGUGCCAAUUUUCGAGGCAUAUCAACUACUGAAUUAAAAGUCAGUGAAGUAAUUCAGAAAGCAUUCAUCGAAGUCAAUGAAGAAGGCAGUGAAGCUGCAGCUGUUACAUUUACAUCGAUGUGCUUUGGAAGCUCCGCACCGGCACCUCCGCCAAUAAGUUUUGUUGUAGACAGACCAUUUUUUUGUGCUAUCGUUGCCAAAUACACAGGGACAAAACUCUUCUGUACGCGCGUUACCGAUCCCACAAUUUAAAUAUUAUUCCAAUGAAUUAUUCACGGAUGAUCCAUAUCCACCAAACCACAUGUACACAGUUGACUGGUACGUUUGUUUUUUUAAAUUAUCUUAUUAAGAACAUCGUUUGUAAAUGGCCUCAAUAAAAUAAUUAUCCUCGAAAAA